Molecule: messenger RNA, 1032 nt
Organism: Carcharodon carcharias (great white shark)
Lineage: Eukaryota; Metazoa; Chordata; Chondrichthyes; Lamniformes; Lamnidae
Product: serine/threonine-protein kinase pim-3-like
Exons: 6
Coding region: 1-1032 (343 amino acids)
Biological process (GO): regulation of mitotic cell cycle; negative regulation of apoptotic process; protein autophosphorylation
Cellular component (GO): cytoplasm
Molecular function (GO): ATP binding; protein serine/threonine kinase activity
Source: RefSeq, a predicted model, not a curated record
AUGGCCCAAAAAAUAAUUGUGGCAACCGCUGCCACCUGCUGGUCAACAAGACCUCUACGACCUGACAGUGGCUCAACAGCAAGGAAUCUUAAGAGCAGCGUCCCCCGCAGAGCCAUGCUGUAUACCAAGUCCGGGACUGUGUGCAGUCAGACACCGGCCGAGGAAUCGCACCCAGGUCCUGCAGUGAAAAAGAGGAAGAAGAGAGAAAGCUUCAAGGAUCUGUACAGUGUGGGCAAUAAACUGGGCAGCGGCGGCUUCGGAACUGUUUACUCGGCUGUGAGGAUCUCCGAUGGAGCUCCAGUGGCGGUUAAACACGUGCCCAGGAAGAAAGUGGUGAAUUGGGGUCAUCUGAAUGACCGCCACGUUCCCCUGGAGAUCAUCCUGAUGUGGAAGGUGUCUUUGCCGGAGCACCGAGGUGUGAUUCGCCUGCUGGACUGGUUCUCCAGGCCGGACGACUUCCUGCUGGUGAUGGAGCGCCCGCCCAGAGCCAAGGAUCUCUUCGACCUCAUCGCCGAGCAGGGCUGGCUGUGCGAGGAGUGCUCCUGCUCCUUCUUCCGCCAGGCGGUGGAGGCACUGCGGCACUGCCAUGCCUGUGGGGUCGCGCACCGGGACGUCAAGAGUGAGAACCUUCUGGUCGACCUGCGCACCGGCAAGCUCAAGCUCAUCGACUUCGACUCGGCAGCCCUGCUGCGUGACACCGCCUACACCGAUGUCAGUGAGGGUUUCACGUUGAACCACGAACAUGAUAUCAGCGGCACCAUCUACAGCCUGGGCACAAUACACAAGUAUUUACAGACCAGGGUGGGCCCAGCUGCUUCCAGAAUUUCCCCAGAACCUCACCCAAGCUCGGGCCUCCCCGGCGCUCUCCCGAAGGCACUGGCAUGGCCAAAGCUCUCCGGUGCCAUCCCCGCACCCGCAACACCACCAACUCCCCCUCAGCUAUUUGCACACAGCGUGCCUCACAAUGCGAUCGAACGACUGUGCAUUGCUUUCGCCUUAAGUCCACGCUUCUUCCCUUAUCAGUGUGCUUGA